Messenger RNA from Etheostoma spectabile (orangethroat darter), 1710 nucleotides. RefSeq names its product periphilin-1. The transcript is spliced from 9 exons. Gene Ontology annotation, biological process: protein localization to heterochromatin; negative regulation of DNA-templated transcription; negative regulation of gene expression, epigenetic. Gene Ontology annotation, cellular component: nucleoplasm. The coding region runs from base 18 to 1013 and encodes 331 amino acids. The record is from RefSeq and is a predicted model, not a curated record. Lineage: Eukaryota; Metazoa; Chordata; Actinopteri; Perciformes; Percidae.
ACCUAAAUCAUUCCAACAUGGCAUAUCGACGCGGUCGAUCAUCAAUUAGAGAGGAAUAUGAAGAGCGCUUUUCAGCAAUGGACUCAAGAGAGGUAAAGGUCCAUCGAGUUGUCAAUAUUGUUGAGAAGAGGAACCCCAUGCCCCGGCCACUUGGGGAAUUUGACCGAGGUUUUAGUGAUGACCAGUGGUAUGGUGGUCCUCGAAAUUACCCGGAUCCAAGAGAAUGUCCCGGUGAAGGCAGUUACCCACCCAGUGAUCGCCAGUACUUUGAUGGCAAUUUUCGCAGAAAUGCUUCACCCUCACGAAAUGAGGGCCCGCACUCCCAACAGUCUUACGGCAGAGAUGAUUUGAGGCAUCAGUUAGGUUCAAGGAACAGUGGCAGAGGUAGUCCGUAUUUCCGCAGCAGAGGUCGAGGGUCAGGUCCUCCUUUAAGAGAAGACCACGGUGACUACUGGAGCUCUCCAUCUGUAGGAAAGCGGGAUCGCUCUCCGGGAAGAAGGGACGCCCAGCCACUUGUACCUUCCCGCUCUGGGUCAAACACCAGCAACAGGAGCUUCUCCCCCGACAGGGAGAAAGUCUUCAGCUACCAGCAGACGCACCAACGGCAUAAGACCAGUUUGCUGACGAGCCACACUCCUAGCAGCUCUGUGGAGGAGGCUCCUCACAGCUCUGGAUCUUCAAAGGAAAGAAGUCCUGCAUUUGCUGCGGAGACGGAGGAGGUGGUUGCUGCCAGCAUGGAGCCAAAGCUGACACCAGAGGAAGACCUCAAGGCUCGCCGGUUGGAGGCCAUUAAGGCUAAGGCUCUUGAAAUUGAGAAGCAUUACAGGCAGGACUGUGAGACCUUCCGCACAGUGGUGAAGAUGUUGGUGACCAAGGAACCCAGUUUGGACAAUCUUCUCCAGGCUCCACUGGAUGAGAACCUGCUGGAGAUCAAACAGCGCUGCCUAGAUUCCCUCAGGCAUUUUGUGAAGGAGCUGGAUGAGGUAUUAGAGCAGCCGGACUCCUCGGCAUAAGCCACAGGUCAUAAAACAAUAAAAUUAGUGUUUGAAUUAUGUUCUUUAAUCAAAUAAUUGUAACUGAUUAAUUUUAAUUUUCAUAUGUAUAAUUAAGUAAAGACAGGAUAUCUGGCGGUGGCACUUUUCCACUUGCUGAAAUAUAAUAGGAUUUAAGACUCAAUGCUCUAUUAAAUGAUUGUUCAAAUGGAUACAGUGACAUACCUAUAUUAUUAUUAGUAAAACCAAAGGGCACAAGACACAGUGUCUAACCUCCAACAGUGUUUUUACCAUGACCAAUGUCAAAUUAUUACAUUCAGUCAAUUACUGAUGACAUUUUAAAUGGAUAUAAAUGAAAUUUUAGCUUGGUCUUAUUGUUGAAUAAUUCUGUAAGAACACUAGUAGAGAAAAUGACAUAAUAAAUAAUGAAACUUUCCCACACAACCUUUUACUCUCUCUUUAGUGAUAUUAAUUAUGUAUAAUUUAUUGCGAUUCCAGCAUCUGUAUUUCUUGCCGAUAAGGCUGCGAGAGUAACUACUGCUAACUGUAACAAGUAUUCUCGUACCAGUAUCGAAGGGUCCAAUAUUAUACGCUGUUUUACACUGUAACCCUUUUUAAAUAAAGUAGGUCAUGACUUGUUUGUCUUCUUUUAAAUUGUAAUCAGCUUAUUAUAAUUUCAAUUUUUGGUUAAACUUUUGUAAAUAAAAGCUUGGAUGAA